CGGCGCUGUCACAAGGCUUCGCAAUCCCCACGACCUGACCUGCCUCCUCUUAAGGCAGCUGCUCAGCUUGCUCAGCCUUCUCGGGCUACCUCAUCAUUGUCCACUCGUCAUUAUUGUAACCUCGGGCAACCCAGCAACCCCUCGAGUCGUUGAACGCAGUCUUGUUGAAUCUCUCGCUGAUUUCUGUACGACUCCCAGCGCCUGCCUCCCCACUUCUGCCUUCGCCGCUACUCAAGGGCUCCGUUCGAAGAGGCACGUACGAUCCAAAGAAUCACAUCAUGGACUCAACGCUUGAUGUUGGGCGCCGCAUCGUUCAGAUGUUCUGGGACCCGGACCCCACCAACGAUAUUGUCAAAGACGUCCCGGUCUGGUGCCUUGGCUCUUCGUACAGACUCAACGCUGCUCAGUCCAACGCCCGUGCUAGUCCCGCUGGACCACCUUCAGAGCCAAGUACGACUAUUGUCACCACAUCGGGCUCGGCUGCCAAAGACGGCUCCGCGCAGGCUUCAUCCACCAGUCUCCCCGACACCCCGCCCGACUCUAUCUCGACCAGUCUCGACUCGUCCCUUGCUUACGAAGAUGCCCCUCGCGAUGGGGGCUGGCCGCCAGCGUUUCUGGACGAUUUCGAAUCUCGCAUUUGGAUGACAUAUAGGUCAGAAUUUGAGCCGAUCGCCAAGUCUCAGGACCCAAAGGCUCUUGCAGCCCUCUCGUUUUCCAUGCGGCUGAAGACGCAGCUCAGCGACCAGGCAGGCUUCUCAACGGAUACUGGCUGGGGCUGCAUGAUCCGCUCAGGGCAAAGCCUUUUAGCCAAUGCGAUGCUAUCUUAUCGUUACGGAGGUUCUCCGAGGAGGGUGUCGAAUCGGGAGCACGAAUCAGCCAUCCUUCAGCUCUUUGCUGACGAUCCGAGGGCGCCAUACUCGAUUCACAAUUUUGUGCGCCAUGGUGCCAUAGCAUGUGGCAAAUACCCUGGCGAGUGGUUCGGCCCGUCGGCCACAGCAAGGUGCAUCCAAGCUUUGGCCAAGGCGAAUGACUCCUCGCUGCGCGUUUACUCGACAGGUGAUGGCCCAGACGUUUACGAGGACAAGUUCUUCGAAGUUGCUAAACCCGAUGGGCAAACCUUCCACCCAACCCUGAUUCUUGUUGGCACAAGGCUUGGUAUCGACAAAAUUACACAGGUAUACUGGGAGGCUCUCGUGGCAUCGCUGCAGAUGCCCCAAUCUAUAGGCAUUGCUGGAGGGCGACCGUCUUCCUCGCAUUACUUCAUUGGCGUGCAGGGACUGCACUUUUUCUAUCUAGACCCUCAUUUUACUCGACCCGCUCUCCCGUACCACGAGCGUCCGGAAGAUUACACCCGGGAAGAGAUUGAAACGUGCCAUACGCGCAGGCUACGUCGGCUUCACAUACGGGAGAUGGAUCCCAGCAUGCUCAUUGGCUUUCUAAUCCGCGAUGAAGAGGACUGGAAGGACUGGCGACGGAGCGUGAAGCACGUACAAGGAAAGAACAUUAUUCAUGUCUCGGAUUGUGAUCCUGUGGCGCAGUUCAGCCAGAGGGCAGGUGCGAUCGACCAAAUUGAGGCGCUCAGUGACGACGACGACGACGACGAAAACAGGGAGGCUGAGGACCGCGUGUAAGUUCGGAACACAGCAGUCAAGCCUGUUGCGUUCGUCGUGAUAUUCUGUCACCACUGCACCUUGCAUUCCUUUUGAUGGCAUCACUGGCGUUGGUGGGUUCUUCGGGCGUUCCUUCUUUUCAACCUGGUGUCGUUCAUUGGCAGGCUUUUCACAUCACAGAUUAUUCUAUAUAUAAUAUA
Microdochium trichocladiopsis is the source of this 1810-nucleotide messenger RNA. RefSeq names its product peptidase family C54. NCBI's taxonomy places the organism in Eukaryota, Fungi, Ascomycota, Sordariomycetes, Xylariales, Microdochiaceae. Bases 279 to 1631 code for a protein of 450 amino acids. The record is from RefSeq and is a predicted model, not a curated record. Gene Ontology annotation, molecular function: protein-phosphatidylethanolamide deconjugating activity. The transcript is spliced from 3 exons.